Nasonia vitripennis (jewel wasp) is the source of this 3222-nucleotide messenger RNA. RefSeq names its product xaa-Pro aminopeptidase ApepP. The transcript is spliced from 12 exons. NCBI's taxonomy places the organism in Eukaryota, Metazoa, Arthropoda, Insecta, Hymenoptera, Pteromalidae. The record is from RefSeq and is a predicted model, not a curated record. Gene Ontology annotation, molecular function: metalloaminopeptidase activity. Bases 405 to 2597 code for a protein of 730 amino acids.
AGUCGCGGAGUCCGCCGCGAGGGGACGGGGAUAUUAUGUGCGCCGGCGACUUUCGUUUCCCCCCCUUUUAGGAAGCCGCGCGGCGCGAGUGAGAGAGAGAGAGAGAGCUGCACAUGUGUCCGAGCCGCCGGUGUGAGCGUCGUCACACUUGUUUUGUUGUGGGGUGAAGUGCGCGAUGCCCGAUCCUUCGCGCGCGAGAUAAACAAGCUAUACGCUCUUACAUGCAAGAGUAAACAAAUCGGUAUCGUCACAGUGCAAGCAUAUAACAAUCAAGUGAGAGCGAGAGGAAGUGCAGUGAUCGGUUGGAAGUUGUGCCGGCGAGUCACUUGACAAGUGGCGUCGCUGCAUCCUCACGUGCUUCGCGUUGUUCCAGCAUCGGCUCUUUAACUUUCGAUCGUCUGAGGAUGAAGGAUUUUACGAUGGGGGUCGUCCUGGCCAGCUGUCUUUUACUUCUGAACGGUUUGGUCACACUGUGCAGCGCCCACGAAUUUGCAAAUCCAUCAUUUAACUAUAAAGGAUCUAAUAGAAAGUUCUGCCCAGCCGCAAAAUAUCCAAACCAACAACCUCCAGAUAGAGUAAACACUACCUCUCGAUUGCGUUCGAUAAGAAGCGAAAUGAAACGCAUUUCAACGCUUCAAACAGCACCUCUUCAAGGAUAUAUUGUUACCUCGGACGACGAGCAUCAGAGUGAAACUGUGGAUCCUCGAGAUGAGAGACGAAGGUAUAUCACUGGCUUUACCGGAAGUGCCGGGGAUGCCCUAAUAACGGAAGAUAAAGCAGUAUUUUGGACAGACGGCAGGUAUUUCAUUCAAGCCGACUCUCAGCUAGAUUGCAAUUGGAUUCUCAUGAAACACCCGCAAGAGCAAACACCCACAUUAACAGAAUGGCUAAAAAAUGAAUUUAAAGAUAAAAAAGCUCGAAUCGGCGCAGAUCCCAAGUUAAUACCAGCCUUCGUCUGGGACCAAUGGGAAACUGAAUUAGCAAACACCAGCAUCAAGUUGAUAGCAGUGGAGAACAAUUUGGUGGACACGAUAUGGCAAGUCGAUCGGCCCGAAUACAACACCUACGUCGCAUAUCCGCUAGAGCUUUCAUUUUCCGGCAAACCCUGGCAAGAGAAGAUAAAAGCCGUGAGAGACGAGAUGCUGUUUUUGAAUGUAACAGCUUUAGUCGUUACCGCCCUCGAUGAAAUCUCAUGGCUCUUUAAUAUUCGCGGUCACGAUUUGCCAACCACUUACGUACUCAGGGCGUAUGCAAUUAUCGAAUUCGGCAGAAUCCGGCUCUACACUCCGAAACACAAACUGGACCGGAGCACCGAGAUUCACUUAAAAAUGGAUGGCUGCUAUCACGCCGACUGCGUUACCUGGGUGGAGUAUUCGGAAAUAUUCAAAGAUUUGAGGACUUUCAAUCAACUUUGGACCUCGGUGUGGCUGCCCUCUCGUUGCGUUUUCUCUCCAGGUGCAUCGAAAUUAGUUCACACUUGUAUAUCAGUGAACAAAAGGCUAAUCCGUCCAUCGCCAAUAAUCGAUAUGCGAGCAGAGAAAAACGAAGUCGAAAUCAAGGGAAUGAGAAACGCGCAUUUGAAGGAUGCGGUGGCAAUGUGCGAUUUUCUGGCUUACAUGGAAGAGCAGAUGGAGCUCGAAGCUCCUGGAUGGGACGAGUUGCAAGUAGUCAGAGUCGUCAAUUCAUUCCGUUACGAGCAAAACGACAGCAAAGGCAUUUCUUUCGACACUAUCGUUGGUUAUGGUCCUCAUGGCGCGAUACCGCAUUAUGAACCAACGAAUUUGACUAAUAUUAGUAUCGAUCGUGAUUCGACGCUCGUUAUAGACUCCGGUGGUCAGUACAAAGAUGGAACGACGGAUCUGACACGUACACUUCAUUUUGGGGAACCAACUCAGGAACAACGAGAAGCCUAUACGAGAGUAUUAAUUGGUCAAAUCGAGCUUGCAACUGCUGUCUUUCCGAGUACUGUACGGACCGAUCAGCUAGACGUUCUAGCUCGGAAAUCCCUUUGGUCCACGGGUUACGAUUAUACGCACGGGACCAGCCAUGGCGUGGGCCACUUUUUGUCCGUUCACGAAUCUCCAAUAAUCGUGGCAUACAUGGGAGGCAAAUCUUCUGCUGUGCCAGGAUGCAAUAGUGCUUACUUGCAACCGGGUUACUUUUUGUCGAAUGAGCCGGGUUACUACAAAGAGGGAGAUUUCGGAGUCCGGCUCGAGAACGUAAUUGAAGUAGUCAAUGCUGACGUUCCGUCUUCGUGGGGCCAACAAUUUUUGAAGUUCCGUGACGUUGCCCUUGUUCCUUAUGAACCGAAAUUGAUCGAGGUCGAGAUGCUUUCUCCCGUUCAUCGGCGUUGGCUAAAUGAAUACAAUCAACGCAUACGCGAUGAGGUGGGAGAAGAGUUGAAGAAGCAACUUCGACCAAAAGGAUAUUGGUGGAUGAUGAAGAAAACACGAAGUAUACCGGAGUGGGGAAAAGUUGAUCUGAAUUACUUUAGAGGCAUUUCCAAUAAGUCGCCUACUUUCACAAGUCCUCUUACUCUUCUGAUUACAACAUUCGUUGCUCACUAUCUGUGUCGCAUCCUUGGCCUAUUCAGUUAACCGUCUAUGUUUCAGCGUUUCUUAUGCCAAUGAUGACUGUUAUAAAUAAUUUGCUUUCACUGCUGAUUCACACGGUGAUAAAGUAUUGUAAUUUUUUGUUAUUGCUAAUGAAAUUUCAUAUCUAUAAGUGAUGUAUUUUAUCCAUUUCGCAUAUGUAAAUAGAAUUAGCUUAUUAUAAUCCUUGAUGUAAAAAAUUACAAACAUCUACUAUCUAUGUGUGUAAAAUUGUACAUCUAUAUUAUUAAACAUAAAUUGGUUUGACAUGCGUCAGCGAUUAAUCGUGUCAACAAGUAAGACUAGGUUUAAAGAUGAUUCUAUAGAUUUAUAUUUUGAAUGUAUUAUAAUCUACAAAGCAAAAUGUCUUGAGCGUUAAUAGAAUAUAUUUUACAAUUUCAACGUCACGCAUUGGAACAUCCAAGUCGAGACUUCUGCUAUGGAUUUUUUGGUAGAGAAUCUCAAACUCAGCAGGGUAUUUCAAUUAAAUCAUGUACAUGGAAAUGGUCCACUGUUUUGUAAUAACCAAAAGGGAUAAAUAAUUCUAUAAGUCUUUCUUGUGUAUGUAAAUAUGUGAAUCGAUUUUAUAAGAAUAAAAAUAUUUAUUGACGUUUCUUGUAACACACAUGAA